This is a messenger RNA of Cyclopterus lumpus (lumpfish), 2107 nucleotides long. RefSeq names its product cytochrome P450 4F3 (gene cyp4f3). The coding region runs from base 27 to 1628 and encodes 533 amino acids. Gene Ontology annotation, molecular function: heme binding; iron ion binding; monooxygenase activity. The record is from RefSeq and is a predicted model, not a curated record. The transcript is spliced from 13 exons. NCBI's taxonomy places the organism in Eukaryota, Metazoa, Chordata, Actinopteri, Perciformes, Cyclopteridae.
CCUCCUGGAUCUCGCUCUGUCCCAGGAUGUCUCUCCUCUGGGCCGUCCUCUCUCAAGUCCUCAGCUGGACGGGCCUCUGCCGGGUACUGGUCGUGCUCGGUACGGCACUGGGAGCCCUGGUUUCGGUUUGGACGGCGAGGCUGUUGGUGCGACACGUCUGGUUCACGUGCCGGCUGUCCUGCUUCAGCAAGCCGCAUGCCGACUCCUGGCUGUUAGGCCACCUGGGACAGAUGCAGAGCUCGGAGGAAGGCCUCCUGCAGGUGGACGACUUGGUGCGGACGUACACGCACUCCUGCAGCUGGUUCCUCGGCCCUUUCUACCACCUGGUCCGACUCUUCCACCCCGACUACGUCAAACCGCUGCUCAUGGCACCUGCCAGCGUUACAGUGAAAGAUGAGCUCAUCUACGGCCACCUGCGUCCGUGGCUCGGACAGAGCCUGUUGCUAAGCAACGGGGCGGAAUGGUCUCGCAAGAGACGACUGCUGACUCCGGCUUUUCAUUUCGACGUCCUGAAGGACUACGUGGCCAAGUUCAACUCCUCCACCGACACCAUGCACGAUAAGUGGCGCCACUUGGUGGCAAAGGGCACGGCUACUAUGGAGAUGUUCGACCAUGUCACUCUGAUGACACUGGACAGUUUAUUGAAAUGUGCCUUCAGCUACAAAAGCGACUGUCAGUGGUCGACCAGCGAGUACGUGUCCGCCAUAGUGGAGCUGAGCGAGCUGGUAAUAGACCGUCGGCAAAAGAUUUUGCACCACUGGGACUGGUUCUACUGGAGAACGGAGCAGGGAAAGCGCUUCAGAAAGGCCCUCGGCACUGUGCACAGGUUCACCAGGGAGGUGGUCCAGAAGCGUCGAGCGCUGAUCCGCCAGCAGACGGGUACAGAUUCGUCCGCGGCACGGCGGAGAAAGAAAGAUUUUGUGGACAUCAUACUGGUGUCGAAGGACAAAGAUGGACGAGGACUCACCGAUGAGGAGAUACAUGCGGAGGCCAACACCUUCAUGUUCGCAGGUCACGACACAACAGCCAGUGCGAUCUCCUGGACGCUGUAUAACUUAGCACGCCAUGAGCACUAUCAGGAGAAAUGCAGGCAGGAGGUGACGGAUCUGAUGCAAGGACGAGACCGGCAUGCGAUGGAGUGGGAGGAUCUGUCCAACCUUCCCUUCACCACCAUGUGCAUUAGGGAGUCUCUCCGGCUGCACGCUCCUGUGCAGGCUGUCACGAGGAAGUACACCCAGGACAUGGCACUGCCGGGGCACCGGACCGUACCAAAGGGGGCCAUCUGUUUGGUCAGUAUUUACGGCACACACCACAACCCUGCCGUUUGGACCAACCCUCAUGAGUUUAAUCCCCUGCGUUUUGGCCCCGAGUGCACAGCGGAACGGGCUUCUCACGCCUACAUCCCCUUCUCCUCGGGCCCCAGGAAUUGCAUUGGGCAGAAAUUCGCCCUGGCGCAGCUUCGAGUCGUCGUGGCGUUGACCCUGCUCAGGUUUCGCCUGACCCCGGGGGUGAACCCUGAACUCGGGCCCAGGUCUGGGGGAGUUCGCCGUCUCCCCCAACUCGUCCUGCGUGCGGAGGGAGGUUUGUGGCUGCAGCUGGAGCCUCUGGAGGAGUUGCAGGAUGACUGACACCUCACAGAAACAGAGGUUCAGCCCUGGUCUGUGUGUUUAAGUCUCUAAAUCUAUGUGACAUUUGUUAGGCUUCAUGACUCUUUUAUGAUCACUUUUCAAUGAAUUUUAUAUAAUUUGCAUGUAAUAUUGUUCUAAUACAUGAUUGUUGACUGUAUUAAGUUGUUUUUAGAAAUAAUUAUCCUCAUCCUUAAACUCUCCUCAGGCAGAAGAAAAGGUAAUAUCUGUAUUUGAAUUUAAGAAGAAAGAUCAACCUAGGGAUAACAUUGCAGGCCAUUGCAAUACUAAUAUAAUAAUAAUAAAGAAACAUAUUUAGGGUCUGUAGCAGAGUAUAACUCCUCUUUGCUAACAAAUAAACAACUAAUUGCAUACUAAUGACAACAUUUCUAUGGAUAAAUGAUAAAUGAUGCAUGUAUUUCAGCUCUAUUGUUCAUCAGAUUACAUACGUAUGUUGUAAUUAAAGUAUGAAAUGGAGCCUA